This is a messenger RNA of Marasmius oreades (fairy-ring Marasmius), 585 nucleotides long. RefSeq lists its product as uncharacterized. Gene Ontology annotation, cellular component: small-subunit processome; 90S preribosome; nucleolus. NCBI's taxonomy places the organism in Eukaryota, Fungi, Basidiomycota, Agaricomycetes, Agaricales, Marasmiaceae. The transcript is spliced from 4 exons. The record is from RefSeq and is a predicted model, not a curated record. The coding region runs from base 1 to 585 and encodes 194 amino acids.
AUGAAAUUGGAAAGUCGUCGUCAAACUUCUGCUUCAGACUCGAUAUUCUCGCCACUUCCAUAUGAUGGCACGAAAACGGCUGCUCGCGGUCUCUCGUUGCAGUUGAAAAGUGAACAUCUGGAUGAUGCACUUGAUCUACAAGUAGUGAAGAAUCUAUUCUUCAUCGGCAAAUGUUUUGCCGCUAUUCCCCUGGAAGCCAACGAGGCUGCAGAGACUGAAGAGGAUGACGAGGCGACUUCCGAUCAGCAAUCGAAUGGGAAUCCAUUACUAUCGUACCAAAUGCGAUCUGCGAUCAUUGCGAGGGAACAAGGCAUCGAUGCCACCGAGCCCAAGGAUGUCUCUGUCGAAUUGCGGGACCUUGUCCAAUCCAAAGUUGGUGCUACCAAGUUCUCAGGCGUCUAUAAUCAGAUAAGACAAGGAGUUCUGUAUGUUCAAAAGGAAAGGAAAGAAGCCAAAAUCCUUCCCCUGGCAAGCUGUGGCGAGUCGCAAAGUGCACCGGAACGCGGUGAAAAAGGAUGGCCGCAAGAGAAAGUCCAGAUGUUCAGCGACGGGAAAGGAAAGCUCAAAAGGAGAAGAGAAGCUUGA